UAUCUGUUUGUUUCUCUUCUCUUAAGAAAAAAAAAAGCAUUGACCUUGGCUAAUUAAGUAUAUCCCUCCUCCCUGGAUUACCUUGCCUUUAAAGCACUCUUUUCCCUCAUUUUCAUGCUUCUUUUACUCUCCUUCACAAUCCAACCACUCACCUCCUUUCAUCCAGACAACUCCACUAGCAUGCUUGAAUGUCCAGAGACAGGGAGAGAUUGGAUGAAAUAGGGAAGAAGAUCAAGACAGAUGCAGUUGGUGAAAUGGGGAGGAGACAUCUGUUGGGUCCGCCUGGAACCUUGAAUACCAUCACACCUUGUGCAGCAUGUAAGCUCUUGAGAAGAAGGUGUGCUGAAGAGUGUCCUUUCUCUCCUUAUUUUUCCCCACAUGAACCCCACAAAUUUGCUGCUGUUCACAAAGUUUUUGGUGCAAGCAACGUCUCCAAGAUGUUAAUGGAGGUGCCAGAGAGCCAAAGAGCCGAUGCGGCAAACAGUCUGGUUUAUGAGGCAAACUUGAGGCUAAGAGAUCCGGUAUACGGGUGCAUGGGUGCCAUCGUAACUUUGCAGCAACAAAUGCAGAAUUUGCAAGCGGAAUUGAACGCGAUAAGAGCUGAGAUACUGAAAUACAAGAUUAGAGAAGUUACUAAUAGUAACAUCCUCCCUUCUACUCAUCCUCACACUCACACUCACGCUACUUUAGUUUCUGGUGGGGCGGUUUCAGUUGCUGCUUCAUCUUCCCCUCUUCCACCUCCACCUUCUAUUGUUGUCUCAACCUCUUCCUCAUCUUCCGCAUCUUCUCUCUACACGUCGGCAACUAGUGCAACCGGCUAUAGCUCCAUUUCUAGUGAUAAUGUUCCAUUCUUCAAUUAAUUCUACAACCCCAUUGAUAAUAAUAAUAAUGUUAUUAUUAGUUAUAGAGUGGAAAGCUAAGGACAAUACUGUUUUAGUUUGAUUUCCCAUUUUUCAUAUAUCGAUGGAGAAAUACCCCGCAGAAAAAGAAAUGAAAACUUGGGAUCUUACGGCCUUGAUUGAUCCCAUCCGAAUUACACUAUCGCUAUCAGAAUCAGAUUUCAAGUUUUCAUUUCUUUUUAUGUACUUUGAACCAAUUGAGUAGUAAUUUUGUUCUAUCUUCCCUUGUAAUUUCCAUGGCUAUGAGCAAUACCUUUGGCUGAGAGACAAAUUUCUAGUAAUUAAUACAGAUUAGCAGCUUCGUCUUCCAAGCAGCCAUGUGUUGUUUAUUUCCUCUCCCGAGAUUAAAGUGCACUGAAAAUGUCAACCCAUUAAUUGUUGAAAUAAGAAGCAUGCUUGCCAGCAAAUGGCAACAAAAAUGGUCAACACAAUCCACCUAGACCUAGCUUGCUAGAGAAGAUCAGUGAGUAUAGCUAAGAGGUGUAUUUUCCACCAGGAGACGGUGGACGAGAUCUAUCAUUAACCAUCACACGUGCAGGUAAUUAAUAUGCUAAUUGGAGUUUGACUAAGCUUCUCUUCAUAAUUGUUAGUGCAAGCGCCAUGGAAGAAGGAAUGACCUUAAAAGCUUGUAUUGCAUUGUACUGUAUUUGUAUAAGAAUAGGAAGGUGUGCAAGGGAGACAAAUAGCAUAUGCUGUCUCAUGCUGGUCCUGAUCCUGAUCCUCCCCAUGUGAAGUUGAAAACUUGCAAUCAAUUUGGAAUAUAUAUUGUCAUUAAAUUCCCUCUUUUUUUUA
Gossypium raimondii (Peruvian cotton) is the source of this 1691-nucleotide messenger RNA. RefSeq names its product LOB domain-containing protein 15. The record is from RefSeq and is a predicted model, not a curated record. The coding region runs from base 189 to 860 and encodes 223 amino acids. Lineage: Eukaryota; Viridiplantae; Streptophyta; Magnoliopsida; Malvales; Malvaceae. The transcript is spliced from 3 exons.